AUGCAGGAAGCCCAGCGUACACCAAAGCGCAGCUACACUGUCGCAACAAAGCAGGAAGUACUUGGACUAGUGGAAGCUGGCCUCGUCGACUACAAGAAAUGGGACAUCCUGGCCUACGACGGUAACAAAAAGCGCAAGAAGAUCGUCCCUGGUGGCCGUCCCGAAACCUUCCCCGACCCAGACGGACUCGUUCUGUUCAUGAACGAAAUGCGUGAACAAGAAAGAGCCCUGACGACAACACAUAUCGUCAAAUGGAUUAAGCGGCAUCAAGCGGACUGGCUGCGCUCCUACGUUGCGCGGAAGAAGCCAGGCGCCGGAUACCAAAGUCUGCUGAGCCUUCUUCAACGGUUCUGCCAUCGACACGGCUUCUCACGUCAACGGCCUGGGAAGAACAAGCAAAGCCAAGCUGCCUUGGUCGAGGUGCGCGACAAGUUUGCAGAGGAGUUCCACCGCGAGUACCGAGGGUCUGAAGCAUUUCUUCGAAUGACUGCCGUUCUCACCGUGCGUGCCAAUGGCGACAAGCUGCCAAUCCUCUUUGUCAUCCGUGGAGCUCCAGGCGGCCGCAUCGAAACGUCUGAACUGCCGCUGUUUCCACGUGGCCAUGUCUACGCUGUGCAGCAGAAGGCGUGGAUGUACAACACCGUGUGGAACUAUUACCUGCGGACGCUGCUUGCAAAUAACCUGUCCGACCACUCCGUUGUUCUACUCGACAACUUCGCGUCUCAUGUCAACGAUGACUCCUACCGUAUUGUCCACGAGGAGUUGGGUCGACAGCAACAUCGGUACUCCAACGGUCAACGAAAGGAGCUCCUAGCGGAGUUCCAUGCAUCUGACGCAAUCAGCGAGCGCCAGUUCUGUCGUGCAAAGCACAUCCCGUACUCGACGUGGCAAGGCUGGCGAUCGAAGGAAGACAAGAUCCUGGCAAACAAGAGACACAGCCGCUGCGCCACGAUGGGCGGUCAGGGAGCCAAGGAGAUCAUUCCAUUCAAGGAUGACCUGUUGGCAUUCAUGCGUAGCCGACGCGACGAAGAACGCUACGUCCGCGUGUUCCACCUCAUGCAAUGGGUCAAACAGUACCAGAAGACUUGGCUAGUCCAGUACUUGGCGAGCAAAAAAAGCGAGGCGGUGGAGUUCAAUUCGGUGACCCAACGAGUGCUAGACGAAGUGUCGUUGGGAUACGCCGCGUCGUUUUGGAGCAAGUACGCCCAGGACGACCGAAGCCAACCGUUGAACGUCGAUGAAACCGCCGUGUACUUUGACAUGCCCCCGGGGAAGACAUUGGCCGAAAUUGGCAAGUCAAGCAAGGUAGCGAACGGCGAGAAGCAUUCAGAUCGCCUGACCGCUGUCCUGACAAUUCGAGCAGACGGUACUUACCGUGUGCUCGAAUUGUAG
Aphanomyces astaci is the source of this 1392-nucleotide messenger RNA. RefSeq lists its product as hypothetical. The record is from RefSeq and is a predicted model, not a curated record. The transcript has 5 exons. The coding region runs from base 1 to 1392 and encodes 463 amino acids. Lineage: Eukaryota; Oomycota; Saprolegniomycetes; Saprolegniales; Verrucalvaceae.